Molecule: messenger RNA, 888 nt
Organism: Seminavis robusta
Lineage: Eukaryota; Bacillariophyta; Bacillariophyceae; Naviculales; Naviculaceae
Source: the annotation of a GenBank genome assembly
AUGGACAGAGGCGAUGAAUGCCAGCAACAGCAACAGGCCACUGCUGCGAGCCUCUCGGCAGCGGCCGUGCGUUCUUUCCUCAUUGGGAAGAUACUUUUGAUCCCAAAAUUGAAGAAGCUCAAGGCGGCAGGCAUGUUCCAGCCCGAGGACCAUGCGAGCAGAGUGAGCCAUCGCACACUUCGAUUUGGUCGCAUUCCCUCCAACGCCUUGAAUUACGGUGGAAUUUAUGGAUCGGGAGUCCUAUUGUUUGAGGGUCACGCUUGGGCUCUCCGAAAGCUACAAGCUGCAGAAGCUGACGAAGAAACGGCCCCGGCCGAGCAAUCCGCAUUGGCAGGAUCGUUUGGGGGGUUCUUGUAUUCUAUUACCGCCACUCCCGUGGUGUCCCUCUUGCGAAUGCCACCGUAUGCCAAUCAGUCCCUGCUGGAAUGGUCCAAGAUGGCAAUCCUCAAACCACUACAAUACACCAUUAUCAGGGACUGUGGCGGCUUUGCCCUCUUCUUUGGCACCUACACUUUCUUACGCUCAAAAUUCAAUGAAUAUCACUCUUCAGCAGACAGCAAACACUUUUGCACACCAUUGGAAGCUACGGACAAAUAUCUACGUGCCCAUGAUGAUUCGGCCAUGGAUGCCCUCACCAAUAUUGGCACGGCAUUGGUAUCGGGGGCGGGAGCAGGAGUCCUUACGUAUCUUUGGCGCAGCCCGUGGGAUACGUUGUACAAGAGAAGCAUGGGAUGGCGCCCAGUGGAUGCUCCACUGCUUUCCACCGCAAGAUUCCUGACAUCGCCUCGUGGACUCAAGGCAGUCGUCAUUUCAGGAACGACCUGGGCUGUCUAUGAAGCUGCUAUUCUCGCCGUCACAUUUCUAGAAAAGAAGGGAUAUCUAGAAUGA